GCAGGCUGAUACGAGUUCAUUUAUAACAGGAGUGUCCACUGCCUCAGUUGGAUCUCCUGAAUAUCAGUGAAGUUUCUGUCAAACUGCACUGAAGAGGACAUUAACGGUAAGGACAGACCUCCAAUAAAUUACUGAUUUGAAAGCUUCAUUUAAGGCUGUAAAGAUGUGUGAUACCUCCAAUCGUUGGUCAAUGCAGCAGUCUGGGGCCUGUCAAGACCCCCACAGCUCUGGACACAGCCAUACUGAUGAUACUAGCUACCACAGGCUGUCCUCCUCCAAUGCUGACUUUGCCUUUGCCCUCUACAAAAGUCUGAAGGCCAACACUGCUGCUGGAAAGAACAUCUUCUACUCACCACUGGGAAUCUCCAGCAUCCUGGCCAUGGUGUCUGCAGGAGCUGGAGGUGAAACCCACAGCCAGCUGUUCUCCACCUUGGGCUACAGCGCCUUCAACCAAACCCAGGUCAAUGAAGAGUACAAACAUCUCUUUGAGGUCCAUGGACACAGUCAGGAGAAUCUACAGCUGGAUGUAGGAAAUGCUGCUGCAGUGCGCUCUGGCUUCAAUCCUCUGGAGACGUUCCUGAAUGAUGUCAAGGAGUUUUACUCUGGUGAGAUCUUCAAGGUCAGCCAGGAUCUCUCUGAGGCUGCAGCUGAGAUCAACAGAUUUAUUGCAAAUAAAACCCAGGACAAGAUCAGAGACAUGGUGAAGGACCUGGAUCCUCUUAUGGUCAUGGUGCUGAUCAACUACGUCUACUUUAAAGGACUGUGGGAGAACCCGUUCCAAAGUUAUAAUACACAUAAGGCUGAAUUUCAUGUGGACAAGACCACCAAAGUUCAGGUGGACAUGAUGAGGAGGACCGGGAACUACAAGGUCUGCUGGGACACAGCAAACCACGCCACUGUCAUCAGUCUGCCUUACAAGGGCGACGCCUCCAUGAUGAUCGUCCUUCCUGAUGAAGACAAGAUGGAGGAGGUGGAGGGCUACAUCAACAAGGACCACAUCAGACGCUGGAGAGACUCAGUCUCUAUGAGUCGUAUAAGAUUGUUCUUGCCAAAGUUUUCCAUCUCUUCUGAUGCUUCCCUGGAGAGCACUCUGAAAGAAAUGGGCAUCAUAAAUGCUUUUGAGGACAACGCUGAUUUCUCUGGUAUAUCUGAAGAGUUCAAGCUCAAAAUCUCAAAGGCGUCACACAAGGCUGUGCUCAGUGUCACUGAGAUUGGAACAGAAGCAACAGCUGUCAGCACCAUGGAGAUCACAUUGUUAUCGUUGCCUCCAACCAUCAGUAUUGACAGACCAUUCUUGGUUUUCAUCAUAGAGAACUCCAGUGGGAGCAUCCUCUUCAUGGGCAAGAUCAACAACCCAACAUCUGAGUGAAGAAUCCAAGAUAAUCAGUCCUACAUCUCAUCACUGGAGAAUAGGUUAUUGUAAAAUCAGGACUCAUCUGUAAACACUAGGGGUGGGACUCACUUGUUCGCUUCCAUAUUGGAUAAAUGCCGAUACUACACUGUAUGCUAUGAUGCAGUGGCUGAGAAUAUAGAGUUCCUGUAAUAAUUUAUACUGUAUGUUGUAAAAGCCAUGUUAUUAACUGGUAAAGUGAAGAAUAGAAAAUGCUCCACAAAAAAUAAAGCCUGAAAAUUCAGGAUUUAUUUUUUGUUAUUCAGUCAGAUUUACAGAAUAUGCAAGUGGAUUUAACAUUGUUCCAAUAAUCAGACUGUAAAUGGGCUAAAAUUGAACAUGAUAGAAUUAAAUCAGCAGAUGAGACUAAAAAGUUACAGCUACUGAAGUGAUUCAGAUGUAAACAGAGGGUGACUGAUGAGGGUUGUGAGAAUGGAAAAAGCAGGAGGAGAAAGUAAAAAGUAACACAGUAUGCUAAAGGAAUCUCUCAUCAUAUAUUGAACAAAAAACUCACUAGAUAUCUGCAUUUUGAGUAAAUUUGAAUGUAUGAACUCACCAGGAGAACACCAUGUUUUAGUCUGCACUGGUAGUGUGAUGUCAUCUGGCCACAGCGCUCCUUGUACUGUGUCUGUGCAGUAACCGGCUGUUUUGGAUUGGCUGUGUGUUUUUCUGCUUGCAGCUGCAUGUGUCCGCUCCGGCAUUCACUGUCACAGUUUCAUACCAGGCACCAGUUUGCUGUGUGUUGGCCGUGUCUCCCUGAUAUUGAAGCCUUGUCAUUCUUCAUCAGUUUUACCCCAGUAAACCCCCAACAAGUGACUUGUUUAAUGUAUAGUGGAACCAUGCAUGUGGCUUUUCAAAAUAAAAGCAUUCUCUACAAAUGACAGUUUCUCCAAAGAUAUGCUAAUGAAAGCUUUUAUUUUGACAAGAACAAACUGGAAGUGUGCUCACACUGUAUUUUCUUUGCUGUGAAAUUAUGUACAGGUGUGGAAACAGAAAGCUUCACUGAUUCUAGAAGCUUCAGGAGCAGCUUCAUGAACCUUUAGGUACCCUUUGAGCCAUUUUGUCAUGUUUUUUAAAUCAAGUUUAAUGUAAUUUUAAGCGUUUUUAGGCCUCUGGCAUGAUAUUUGGCCAAAUGUGUACUAAAAAAAACACAUUUACCCUUACAGCUAAAAAUUGACACCAUUGACUUCAAUUGUAAUUUGAUUUUUGAUCCUGGAGCCAUCAGAACAAAAACAUGCACUCCAAUAUUUUUGUGUUUUUCUUUUGAGUGUUUUUGUUGAAGUUGUAACUUUUACUAUUUUCCAUCA
Molecule: messenger RNA, 2697 nt
Organism: Cheilinus undulatus (humphead wrasse)
Lineage: Eukaryota; Metazoa; Chordata; Actinopteri; Labriformes; Labridae
Product: alpha-1-antitrypsin homolog
Exons: 5
Coding region: 164-1369 (401 amino acids)
Biological process (GO): negative regulation of endopeptidase activity
Molecular function (GO): serine-type endopeptidase inhibitor activity
Source: RefSeq, a predicted model, not a curated record